Messenger RNA from Hibiscus syriacus, 2283 nucleotides. RefSeq names its product 1,4-alpha-glucan-branching enzyme 1, chloroplastic/amyloplastic-like. Gene Ontology annotation, cellular component: cytoplasm. The record is from RefSeq and is a predicted model, not a curated record. Gene Ontology annotation, molecular function: 1,4-alpha-glucan branching enzyme activity; hydrolase activity, hydrolyzing O-glycosyl compounds; cation binding. Gene Ontology annotation, biological process: glycogen biosynthetic process; starch metabolic process. Lineage: Eukaryota; Viridiplantae; Streptophyta; Magnoliopsida; Malvales; Malvaceae.
GAUCAAUUGCAAAGUCUUUGCACUAUUUCGGAUGAUCCACAGGUAAUUCCUAAUGUAGAUAGUGAAGGAAUGUUAGAAGAUAAAAAGAUUGAGGUUGAAGCAAAACCAAGGUCCAUUUCCCCUCCUGGUGCUGGACAGAAAGUAUAUGAAAUAGAUCCAUUAUUGUUGGGCUUUCGUGACCAUAUUGAUUACCGGUAUGCACAAUACAAAAGAAUGCGUGCGGACAUUGACAAGUAUGAAGGUGGCUUGGAGGUGUUUUCUCGAGGCUAUGAGAAGCUUGGCUUCAUUCGCAGUGAGACAGGAAUAACUUACAGGGAGUGGGCUCCAGGAGCUAAGUCAGCUGCAUUGAUUGGAGAUUUUAACAAUUGGAACCCUAAUGCAGAUAUUAUGAGCCAGAAUGAGUUUGGUGUCUGGGAGAUCUUUUUGCCUAAUAAUGCUGAUGGUUCACCAGCAAUUCCCCAUGGUUCUCAAGUGAAGAUUUGUAUGGAAACUCGAUCUGGGAUUAAGGAUUCCAUUCCUGCUUGGAUCAAGUUCUCUGUUCAAGCACCAGGUGGAAUCUCAUACACUGGAAUAUACUAUGAUCCGCCGGAAGAGGAAAAAUACGUAUUCAAACACCCCCAUCCAAAAAGACCAAAAUCAGUUAGAAUUUACGAGUCACAUGUUGGAAUGAGUAGCACGGAUCCAAAAAUUAAUACAUAUGCCAACUUUAGAGAUGAUGUGCUUCCCCGCAUUAAGAGACUUGGAUAUAAUGCGGUUCAGAUCAUGGCUAUUCAAGAGCACUCAUAUUACGCUAGCUUUGGGUACCAUGUGACAAAUUUCUUUGCACCGAGCAGCCGCUUUGGAACCCCAGAUGAUCUUAAGUCACUGAUAGACAGGGCUCAUGAGUUGGGUCUGUUUGUUCUUAUGGAUAUUGUGCACAGCCAUGCAUCUAAUAAUGUUUUGGAUGGGUUGAACAUGUUUGAUGGAACUGAUUCUCAUUACUUCCACUCUGGGUCAAAGGGCCACCACUGGAUGUGGGAUUCUCGCCUUUUUAAUUACGGAAGCUGGGAAGUGGUCAGGUUUCUUCUUUCAAAUGCAAGAUGGUGGCUGGAAGAAUACAAGUUUGAUGGUUUCAGAUUUGAUGGUGUGACUUCAAUGAUGUACACCCAUCAUGGGUUGCAGGUAACGUUUACAGGAAAUUACAAUGAGUACUUUGGAUUUGCAACUGAUGUAGAUGCUGUCAUUUAUCUGAUGCUGGUUAAUGAUAUGAUUCACGGGCUCUAUCCUGAGGCUGUCACCAUCGGUGAAGAUGUAAGUGGAAUGCCUACAUUCUGCCUUCCUGUGCAAGAUGGUGGUGUGGGAUUUGAUUACCGUCUACACAUGGCCGUUGCUGAUAAAUGGAUUGAGCUUCUCAAGAAGAGGGAUGAAGAAUGGCAAAUGGGCGAUAUUAUUCACACACUCACCAACAGGAGGUGGUUGGAAAAGUGUGUCUAUGCUGAAAGCCAUGACCAAGCUCUAGUUGGUGAUAAAACAAUAGCGUUCUGGUUGAUGGAUAAGGAUAUGUAUGAUUUUAUGGCUCUAGAUAAACCGAGUACACCACUUAUAGAUCGUGGAAUAGCAUUACACAAAAUGAUUAGGCUUAUUACCAUGGGACUAGGUGGAGAAGGAUAUUUGAAUUUCAUGGGAAAUGAAUUUGGACAUCCUGAGUGGAUCGAUUUUCCAAGGGGAGAGCAGCGUCUUCAUAGUGGCAAAGUAAUUCCUGGGAAUAAUUUCAGUUAUGAUAAAUGUCGGCGCAGAUUCGAUCUUGGAGAUGCAGGUAAUCUUAGGUAUCAUGGGAUGCAAGAAUUUGACAAGGCAAUGCAACAUGUUGAAGAUAAGUAUGGCUUCAUGACUUCCGAGCACCAAUAUAUAUCACGGAAGGAUGAAGGAGAUCGAAUAAUUGUUUUCGAAAGAGGGAAUCUGGUUUUCGUGUUCAACUUUCACUGGCAUGAAAGCUACUUUGAUUACCGUGUUGGUUGUCUAUGGCCUGGAAAAUAUAAGAUUGUAUUGGAUUCAGAUGAUCCAUUAUUUGGAGGCUUCAACAGGCUUAAACAUGAUGUUGAGUACUUCAGCAGUGAAGGAUUGUACGAUGACCGCCCUCGUUCUUUAUUGGUAUAUGCACCGUGUCGAACAGCGGUGGUUUAUGCACUAGUUGAAGAUGAACGAAAACCGAUUGGAAAAUUGCAACCGGCAGAAAACAUUAAAGCUGUUGAAGAAGCUGUGGAAGAAUCAAAACCUUUAGACUGCUAAACUUUUCUCCAUCUG